GCUUUCACUGUGUUCAGUUCAUUUGCUGAGCAUGAAGAUGCCCUUUUACGACACUUAUUUCAUGGAUAUCAGAAAUGGAUCAGGCCAGUAAAACAUGCUAAUGAUACUAUAAAGGUAUAUUUUGGACUGAAGAUCUCUCAGCUUGUGGAUGUGGAUGAAAAGAACCAGUUAAUGACCACUAAUGUAUGGCUCAAACAGGAAUGGAUCGACCAUAAAUUGUGCUGGAAUCCUGAAGAUUAUGGCGGUAUCACUGCAAUUCGGGUUCCAUCUGAAUCUCUCUGGCUCCCUGAUAUUGUUUUAUUUGAAAAUGCUGACGGGCGCUUUGAAGGUUCCUUAAUGACAAAAGCAAUAAUUAAGUACAAUGGGAUUGUAGUGUGGAAACCUCCAGCCAGUUAUAAAAGUUCCUGCACGAUGGAUGUGACCUUCUUCCCAUUUGACAGGCAGAAUUGCUCCAUGAAAUUUGGAUCAUGGACCUAUGAUGGCAGCAUGGUUGACCUGAUCCUAGUGGACGAAAAUGUGGAUAGGACAGACUUUUUUGACAAUGGGGAAUGGGAAAUCCUAAAUGCUAAAGGAAUGAAAGGAAACCGAAAAGACGGAUUAUAUUCCUACCCAUUCAUCACCUAUUCCUUUGUUUUAAGACGCCUCCCGCUGUUCUACACACUUUUCUUAAUAAUCCCAUGCCUAGGACUAUCUUUUUUAACCGUGCUUGUUUUUUAUUUGCCUUCGGAUGAGGGAGAGAAACUAUCACUCUCGACCUCCGUUUUAGUUUCGCUGACGGUUUUUCUCCUGGUCAUCGAAGAAAUCAUCCCCUCUUCCUCCAAAGUCAUACCCUUGAUUGGCGAGUACUUGUUGUUCAUCAUGAUUUUUGUCACGCUGUCAAUCAUUGUGACAAUUUUUGUGAUUAACGUGCACCAUCGCUCCUCGGCCACCUACCAUCCCAUGGCUCCUUGGGUGAGAAGACUUUUCCUUCAGAAAAUGCCCAGGCUGCUCUUCAUGAAAGGACACGUAGAUCGCUGUGCCUUCACUGAUCCCGAAGGAACUCUAAAACCAAAGCUGAGAAAGUAUAAACACAAACAAUUGAAAGAUGGAGAAAAGGUGGUGGUUGCCUUCUUGGAAAAAACUGCCGAUUCCAUUAGAUAUAUCUCCAGGCAUGUCAAAAAGGAGCACUUCAUUAGGCAGGUAGUGCAAGACUGGAAGUUUGUAGCUCAGGUUCUUGACCGGAUCUUCCUGUGGCUAUUUUUGGUGGUGUCUGUGAUCGGGUCUGUUCUUAUAUUUACUCCUGCUUUGGAGAUGUGGUUUCACAGCGGUUUGUAG
Messenger RNA from Protobothrops mucrosquamatus (brown spotted pit viper), 1314 nucleotides. It is a transcript of the gene CHRNB3, whose product is annotated as cholinergic receptor nicotinic beta 3 subunit. The transcript is spliced from 5 exons. Gene Ontology annotation, cellular component: neuron projection; synapse; postsynaptic membrane. The coding region runs from base 172 to 1314 and encodes 380 amino acids. Gene Ontology annotation, molecular function: transmembrane signaling receptor activity; acetylcholine-gated monoatomic cation-selective channel activity. Lineage: Eukaryota; Metazoa; Chordata; Lepidosauria; Squamata; Viperidae. Gene Ontology annotation, biological process: monoatomic ion transmembrane transport; chemical synaptic transmission; nervous system process. The record is from RefSeq and is a predicted model, not a curated record.